Dioszegia hungarica is the source of this 1257-nucleotide messenger RNA. RefSeq names its product DNA-directed RNA polymerase. Gene Ontology annotation, cellular component: RNA polymerase II, core complex. Gene Ontology annotation, molecular function: protein dimerization activity; DNA-directed RNA polymerase activity; DNA binding. The record is from RefSeq and is a predicted model, not a curated record. Gene Ontology annotation, biological process: DNA-templated transcription. The transcript is spliced from 6 exons. Lineage: Eukaryota; Fungi; Basidiomycota; Tremellomycetes; Tremellales; Bulleribasidiaceae. Bases 1 to 1257 code for a protein of 418 amino acids.
AUGUCAUACGGUUUCGCCUCCUCUUCCAAUAAUCCGUACGCCAAUGGCAAUGGCAAUGGCAAUGGUCACGCAAACGGGUAUAAUGGGGAUGGGGAUAUGGACGGCCCCGCCGGUCCUGGCGCUAUCGAAGUGCCAUUGGGACCGACGAACCAGCCCCGGAUGCUGGUGAGGAGUUUGAACCAGCAGGAGGCGGUUUUCCAUUUGAGUGGGGUGGAGGGGGGGUUGGCGAAUGCGUUGAGGAGGGUUGUUAUUGCGGAUGUGCCGACUAUUGCGAUAGAUCAGGUGCUAUUCAUGCAAAAUACCUCGCCUAUCCCUGAUGAAAUGCUGGCGCACCGAUUGGGGCUUGUACCGCUUAUAAGUCGGAAUGCGAUCAAGGGGUUGAGGUAUACGAGGGACUGCACAUGUGACGAAGGAUGUUAUUACUGCAUGAUCCUCCUCCGGCUAAAAGUGUCAAACGUGCAAGGGGAAGGCAACAAGCCUGUCCAAGUGACGACGGCGAUGUUGGACGUGAUUCCCAGUCCUGGCGGACCACCCCCUGUAAACCCAUACGGCCCCCCACCUGACAAUCUCUCGGAAGAGGACGCAUACAUUGUUGCGAACCGGGAUCCGGAGCUCGGACAGCCGAUCGGGAAGGGCGAUCCGACGAUUGCGCCUAUAUUGCUCGCGAAGCUGGCGAGGGGGCAGGAGAUUGAAUUGACGUGUAGGGCGUACAAGGGAAUCGCAAAGUACCACGCUAAAUGGUCGCCCGUCUCUGCUGUUGGUUUCGAGUAUGACCCAUACAACAAGCUGCGGCAUACGACCUACUGGUUUGAGAAGAACGCGGAAGAAGAAUGGCCUAUGCCUAAAUCCCACGUAUUCGAAGAACCCCCCGCCCCCGGUGCGCCAUUCGACUAUACCGCCGCCCCCACCACCUUCUACUACAAUGUCGAAGGCGUCGGGUCCAUGCCGGUCCGCCAGGCCAUCGAACAGGGGCUCGACAUCAUUACAGAGCAGCUUGCGGGGGUUAUUCUGGCGGUGCAGAAGGAGACGGGUGUGGAUGAGGAUGAGGAGCCAGAGCCGCAAGGCCAGGGGAUGGGACAAGAACAAGGGUUUGUGGAGCCGGACUGGAUGAUGCAGAUGGGAGCACCGGGGAUGGGCGGGGGCGGGGUCAUGGAUGGGUAUGGAGGACCACAGCAGGGGCAGGGGCAGGGGUAUGGAGCUCAGCCUGGGUGGGGUGGAGGGGGUGGAGGGAUGGGCAUGAGCCCGUUGAGAAGGUAA